UAUUCGACUCAGCAUAUUGAUUUUGUUUAUUUGGUUAAAUCUGUGUUACAUUGUUCCAAGAGAGAAUAAAGUUUAUAUUCGUUAUUAAAAUCCAUAGUAUCAUCUAUUUAGUUUUGUUCUAAUCGUUUUGGAAAUAUAUAUGUCUUCAAUUAUGCAAAAGUGUAGUGAUGAUAAUAUACCCUUAGCGGACGACGAUCCACAAGUAAUAAUUACAGACGAUGUAGAAAACAACCAUAUGCAUCUAGAUCACGGUCGUUCUAUGGACUCUUUACCUAGUUCCUACACGGGAGGCUCGUCUAGCCCUGGCCUAAAUGGACCGCCCAGUUUUGAACCAGAUUCAGGAAUAGAUGAACAAGAAGAGAAGGCUAGAUUAAUUUCACAGGUUUUGGAACUACAAAAUACUUUGGAUGAUCUUUCACAAAGAGUGGAUUCAGUGAAGGAAGAAAAUUUGAAACUACGGUCAGAAAAUCAAGUACUGGGCCAAUAUAUAGAGAACUUAAUGUCAGCAUCAUCAGUAUUUCAGUCUACCACACCUAAUGUUCAUAAGAAGUAAAGCAAACAAUGGCACAUAUUUAAUAGGAUAAUUUAUUUUAUUUUAUUAAACUGCCAGGAUUUAUGUAAUGUAAAGAGGCUUAGCUUUAAAAGCACUGGUAUUAUAAUACUUAUAAUAAUUAUUUCAAUUCAAUUGGGAAGACAGCAUAGAUAUUUUGAUGUGUUGUUUUUUAUAUUCUUGUCUCAUACAUGUAGUUUGAUAGAAACAUGAUUUUACAGUGAUUACAAAGUUAUGCUCAAUGUCACACUGGUUGGUAUGUAAAGUAUCAUAUUUAUCUACAAUAUUACCUAUACGGCAUUCAAAUCCAUUGAGGCUUUGAAGCUUGAUUGAGUAACAAAAUUCCAAAUAAUUAUAAACUCACAAUUAUAGUAUUGGUAUGGUUAUUAUCACUAUUAGAUUAUUUUACUACAAGCAAGUUGUCUGUAAGUUGUCUCCCCCGUUGAAUGCAUUCAGCUAUAGCUAUAUUUUCAAAUAAUAUAAUUUAUAUUUGUGGACUGUGCUAUAAGAGAAAUUCUUGAAAUUGUACAGAAAUUAUUGUUUAUAGAGUGAACAUUGCUAGUGCACUGUAUAUUAUAUAUAUAUAUUUAUAUGAAUAUAGCUAUAUUGAAAAAUUAUAUAAUAUAAAGAAAUUCUACUUAAAUGGUGAUAUAUUGAAUGUUCUAUUUCAUUAUUCAUAAUUUACAUUCCAUUUUUAUUCACCUAUUCGAGAAAACAAAUAAAAUUGUAUAUUAAAGACAAUAAAAAUAAUACUAUUCACAGUUUUUGUUCUAGUUUGGAUAUGUUGUAAUAUGUUUAAAUGAUGUAUGAUGAUAUCAUGCAUAAUUGAUUAUUUUUGUUAUAUGCUCUAUAUAAUUAAAACAAUAUACAACAAUACAUCAUUAUCGAGUUUGAAGUGAACAUACAUAUAUUUAUUAUCCUAAUUUAAGUUUUUACUAUAAUAGCUUUAUUUAAUUUUAAACAUACUUAAUUACUGUUGUUUAAUCUCAUUAAUUCCAGCUUAACAAUAAUAUAGUUCUUAAGAAUUUCUGCAAUUAAAUUUUGUAUUCAUUAUACCUAUUUACUUGUUUCUUUGCAUGACCAUGACAUCUGUUAAUCUCUUAAGCAUUUAAUAGUAUAGAAAAUGUUAUAACAACAAUAUCACACACCUAAUACAACACAGCUUUAAAUCGGAUACCUAUCACAUUUUUUUUAAUCAAAUUUAUUACUGCAGUAUAGAAUUUCCAAAAUUUGUAGUU
Achroia grisella is the source of this 1788-nucleotide messenger RNA. Its product is annotated as short coiled-coil protein homolog. The record is from RefSeq and is a predicted model, not a curated record. NCBI's taxonomy places the organism in Eukaryota, Metazoa, Arthropoda, Insecta, Lepidoptera, Pyralidae. The transcript has 2 exons. Gene Ontology annotation, cellular component: trans-Golgi network. The coding region runs from base 140 to 553 and encodes 137 amino acids.